GUUUCCGGGUUACGGAGCAAAUGGCGGCUCUCACGCCCCAGGCGUGCCAGUGAGUUGAAGAAGCGUGGGGGACAUAAGGUACAUAAGCUGAGCUCUCUGGAAAAGAGGGAUAAUGACGGAAAGGAGGGUGGCCUAAGGAGAGGGGGCCGAGUCCGGGUAAGCUGGGGAUUGAGAAAUACGGCAAGGUGGGUUGCACGUGUAGAACUAGCGUGGCUGUGUGAGUGCCUUGCGGGUUCGCCGCCGGAGUGCUUGCUGUGACGCGCCUCCGCUCUUCUGUUUGCAGGAUCUCUCACAGAAGACAUGGAAGGGGGGCUGUGUGGCUUGAUUUAACUUCCGUGCAGAAAAUUGAAUAGUCUGUAACCCUAGAAAUCAGGGUGUGGGGUGAUCAUACCGCUUCCCACCCUCAAACUCUGUUUUGCUAAGGGGUUGGGGGACGGUGGAGUGUGAAGUAUGGAGUAUGGACGACCGUCAGGACCCCACUUUUUCCCCACUAAAGCCAUUCAUCCCGUUUUUGUAAUUUUUUUUUUAAAUAUUGAAAGCUGCUUUAUGGACAUAAAGGCAGAGUGAAAAUAGUGCUCUUAUCUGCCUCAGCUUCCACUUUGUGCCUUCUGAGCUAUAUAAAAAUGUUUAUAUUUUAAAACUAGUAAAAGAUUGCUAGAUUUUUCUGAAUGUAUGUGGGGGAAAUGAUUAAAAUACUGGUAUGGUUAUGAAGCAAAGUCAUUUAGAAUAGUGCAUAUUGUUCAUAUUGUUUGUGAAAUGCUCUUUUUAGUUUGUCAUAUUUUAAAAUACAAAGUUUCUGGGUUUAUAAUAGCUACACAACAGCCAGAAAUCAACAGGUGAGUUUUUUUCUUGGCUGAGAGAUAGAAUCAUAGACUUGGAAGAGGACCCAAUCAUAGAGUUGGAAGGGACCCUGAGGAUCAUCUAGUCCAACCCCUGGGAUGCACCCAUGCAGGGAUCAAACCUGUGACCUUGGUGUUAUUGGCACCACGCUCUAACCAACUGAGCUAAUGGUAGAAAAAACUAUUUAUUGAUCUCCACUUAUGUAGGCAUUGAAUACAGUGGUACCUCAGGUUAAGUACUUAAUUUGUUCCGGAGGUCCGUACUUAACCUGAAACUGUUCUUAACCUGAAGCACCACUUUAGCUAAUGGGGCCUCCUGCUGCUGCCGCGCCGCCGGAGCACACUUUCUGUUCUCAUCCUGAAGCAAAGUACUUAACCCGAGGUACUAUUUCUGGGUUAGCGGAGUCUGUAACCUGAAGCAUAUGUAACCUGAGGUACCACUGUACUUAGGAUCUUGGUUCAUGAAAUAACUCUUUGUUACUUAAGAACAAAGGAAGGACUAGCUUAUUUUUGCAUCUCUACCAGUAGACAUUCAGUUUGAGGAGGUGUGGUACAGUGUUUGCACAUCAUAGAUUAACAAUAUUUAUGAGCUCUUGGUGUCCUGAUACUCUCAUGAGUGUUGUCUUGUUUUAGAGAAUGAAUCAUCUUCAAAAGCACAACAAUUAUUUUAUUCCUGUUAUUUUAAAGUCUGUCCUCAUUCUUUGCAUAUAAGAAAAUGUUUGUGUUGGUUUUGCCCUUUUGAACACAAUUUGUAUAUGCAAAUAACUUUGUUGCUUCCAUUGCAGAAAGAUAACCAUGUCAUCUGUAGAAGAGAAUUUCCCUCGAGGUGGCCCACAAAGGAAAAGUCAAGAAGAAAAAGCGGCCAGACAGUCAGCAGUAGAGCAGGAUAAUUUAUUCAAAGUAUGCAAACUGUGAACAUAUUAAGUUGCCUUCUACUAAGUCAGAUCAUAGGUUCAUCUUGUCGCUUAUUAUUGCCUAUUCUGCUUGGUAGCAAUUCUCUAACUGCUUACAGAGGUGUUUCUCAAACCCUCUUUCCUGUAGCAAUUUUAACUGGAGUUGCCAAGGAUUCAGCCCAGAUUCUUCAGCAUUCAAUGCGUAUGCUUUAUCACUGUGCUAUAGACCCAGAUUGAUGCACUGACAUUGUUCUUAACACAAUAAGUGGUUCUGGGAACUCUUCAGGAUAGAAGAGAAAUGCCUGUGCUGUAUAAACAAGUUUCCUGCCGAUUAAACUGUAGCUUCUGAUUUUAGCUCAUUUCAAUAAGCCAGAAUUUGGCCUGGUUUGGGCAUAGCAACAAAUUGUGGUUAGUUUAGUUUAAACUCGGAAGUGAAUGCUUCAAAAUUCUUCCUUUGAUGUGUGCCAGAGGAAGAGAGAGGAGGUGGAGGACUUCAGCCUCAAUUUUGAGCUCACUUGCUUCCAUAACACUAAACUGGGUUAGUGCAGGAACUUGUCGAUCUCAAGAUGUUGUUGGUCUCCAACUCCCACCAGCCCUAGUUAUCAUGGCCAUUGGUUAGAAAUGAUGGAAGUUGUAAUCCAGCAAUAUCGGGAAGGUAACAGCAUCUCCAUUCUUGUUUAACUUUAGAUCUGUACAGCUCCUUUGAGUUUCAGACCAGGCCUUCCUUAAGAUUAAACUCUUAAACGUGCUUUCCUGCAGGUUACGUUCAUGGGUCCCUUUGCAGCUCUAAAACUAAACUAUUGUUUUAGGGAAGCAACUGUCUUUUCAAAAUCUUGAAAUGUCUUUCUUUUUUUUAACUGUCUUAGACGCAACAUGAAGAAGUGACCAAGAAAAGAAAGAAAAACCAUCAAGAUGAAACAAAGCCAAAGAAACUCAAGAUUGAGAAGAAGGCCGUUGUAAAAAUCGGUGUUAAACAUUUUGAAUUUCUAACAGUUGAGGUUGGUCUAUAAUUUGUAUUAUGGCUUAUUUUCACACUGUGGCAAAUAACUACACAAUAAUAAGUAGUACCACUUCAAAUAGUAGCAUAUGAGACAGGAGUAGAUUGUACAUCAUUGUGGUAUUGAGAGAUAAUUCAUAGCAUGCAGAAGGCAGUGGUGUAAUUUUCCCCUUCCGCUUUUCUUUGGAUUUUUUUAGGUCUUGUUAAAAAGGGGACUUACAGCUUUUAUUAACAUUAUACCUUUUUCCCCUGUGGGGGACAGUCUAGUUGUGUAGAACACAGGAGAAAAAAGUGAUUCUGAAAGUUGCUUAUUACCUGUCCUUGUUUUUUAAACAGUCCCUCACUGCAGGGGUACUGCUCUUAGGAUGCGUGAAAGAGUCUAAUCAGUUUGAGCUGGUGAUCAGCUUGCCCAAUGGGCUCACUGGAUUUGUGCAAGUGACACGUAUAAGUGAUGCCUACAAUGAGAUGCUGAAUGAACAGGUGGCUACAGAUGAGCACUUAGAGGUAAGACAAGGUGUGUGUGUGUUACGUAGUUGUUUGGUGGGUUCUGCAAGUACCACCAAGCAGCAGGUUUCUUCUGUUCAGGGCAUUCUCUUGCCUCCUCUGUUUCCUGCUCUGUCCUGAAGAGGUCUACAUUGUAGAAGACCAUUUAGAGCUGCCUUUACAACACCUGACUCGCUUUGGUGCCAAGAUGGGGAACUUGAGGCCAUCCAGAUGUUGUUAGCCAUCCCCAACAGCUACAGCUAGAGUUGAUGUGAGUUGUAGUCCAACAUCAGGAGUGCCCUGCUUAGUGUUUUGCACACUGCAAGAAUGGGAGGAUGUGCAUUGAAAUUAAUAUCUUUGGAACUGAAUAAAAACGAAAGAAGGUAGACCUUUUUUUAAAAGCACUUCUAGAUUUUGAUUGACACAUCCCAUUCCAGUCUGGAACAACAUAUGCUGUGGUGUUUGCCCAUUCUUUGGGGAUAUGUUUGUAUUGAGGGAGAGAAAGGGUUAAUAGGUUGACCGAUAAGAAAGUCCGGAGGCAGAGCCUACCUGAUUUUGAGGCUCAGCCCAGAGGUUUUGACAGUUAGUUCGCUUGGUUCUUUUUUUGGGCGGGGGGGAUAGAGGAGUCAGAGACGGGGACAAGACUGCGAGGCAAUAGAGUGACAGCGUUUCGAAUAUAUUUUAAAACUUGUUUGUGUUUGAAAUAAACUUUAAUCUUCAUUGUUAACUCUACCUGACUGAAACUCAAUACUUCACCGGGGAACCCUGGGUUUCCUCCCCACAAAAUUGGUGGCAGUGGAAGAAUAAAGUAGUGGUGUACAGGUCAAUAGUCCGUGAAAUGACCGGGGGCUCUGUACGAACGCCACAAAAUUGGUGGCAGAGGUGGGAUGAAUACAUCGUGAGGGGAAAGGUAAAUCUGGGAAUGAUUACCUUAUCCUGGGUGUGAAGACAUAUUGGUGUAGUUGUGGAAAAACCCAGUGUAUGAGGCGAAGCCAACGUAAUAAAUUGAAAAGAGAACUUGAAGCUAUUCUGGCAGAGGUUUUAGACUUGUGGUUGGGUGAAGGGAUCUUGCAGGGUCGGUGUGGAGACCCAGUGCAGGAUUUUGGGGCCAGAGUCUAAAAGGGAACCUAGCCAGAGGGAAUAGCAGUGAGAAAAAUUUCUUAUCUGACUCUGUUUUGCUGUCAAAUCACACUUGACAUGCCACCCAAAAAGCCAAGAAAUCCUGUUAGGGAAACAACAUAUGAAAAAUCUGAAGGAGAGGGAAAUGGGAAUCCUCAGGGAGAAGGGUAGAAUUUAGAGGAAAUAUUAGAAAUUCCCUCUGGCUAGUUCCCUUUUAGACUCUGGCCCCGAAGUCCUGCAUUGAGUCUCCACACAGCCAGUAACAUGAAUUUCUUUUGGCUUGCCAUCUGUAUUUUGGAGGAAAUAAGCUUUGAAUAGUUAAAUGGCUGUAUCGCAACCCCUUCAGUAAUCAACAUCCUCCGUAGCAUGUUCAAAAAUUCAGUUGUAUUGCUUACAGCAGAACAUUUUGUUUGGCCAAAGUUUCAGAGUCAGUGACUAGAUAUUGCUGUUGCUGUUUUGAUAUGUUUCUUAUUUUAGUCUUUAUCCAUUAAACUAUCUUUUUGCAGGAUCUGAAUUCUCUCUCAGAUCUCUUUACCCCAGGAAUGCUGGUCAGAUGUGCUGUGGUUGGUGUGGAGAAGACUACUACAGGUCGUCAGAGUAUACAGCUAACAAUCAACCCCAAAGAUGUCAACAAGGCUUUGAAUGCUGCCACUCUGAGACCAGGCAUGGUAUGAAACAUAUGAAUUAUCUGUUUACGCCUGCCUUUUCAAAAUUAUGUCAUGUUGCUUACAAAAAAUAAAAUAUAAUAAAGCAAAAUAAAAAGCACAAAACUACAACAAUUAAUAACACUUUAGCAGAUAAAUAGCUUUGAAAUGUAAAGCAACAAUUGAAAGAAGCAGUAAUAAAAACUCAGUGUGAUGAAUUAAGAUGUCUGGAUAAAUAAAAAUGCCUUUACUUGGUGCCAGAAAGUCAUCCAUGUAGGUGCCAGGUAUACAUGGAAAAGAACCUCUCUGGUAUCAUCACAUACCCUAACCUCAGUAGCUGGGGAACCUGGCAAUGGGCAUCAUCAGAUGAGCUCAAAACAUAUCAUCUGUUAAUUUUUUGUGAUUUGAUAUGGGAAAAUGUUCUUGUGCCUUUUAUAAGAAUGCAGGGAAUAGAAUUUCAGCAGGUGCAGAUAUCUUGUCCUAAUAUUGCUGUGAAGGGUAUAGGUCUCAUUUGUGGAAGCCCAAAGUCCUGUUUCUUUUCAGGGAAACUUGAGUGCUUGAGGAGGGAGGAACAACAACAAGGAGUCUGAUAAAAUUUCCUUUAAGCUUACACUUCUUCUCCAAACAGCUGCUCUCUGGCUGCAUCUCUAGUGUGGAAGAUCACGGCUACCUUAUUGACAUAGGCAUCCGAGCAACAAAAGCAUUUAUUCCUCGUCAGAAAGCCAAGGCCUACCUGCAGUCAGCCAACAAAGGUAUAACUAUACUUAGGACUACUGGGUUUAAGGCAGGGGGAGAAGCAAAUGGGUGGUUUAGAGAACUGUAAAAUCUUAGAUUUGGGAGUUACCAGAGGCAGAAUUUACUGCCCAAUGUUUGUGUGUGUGUGUGUGUGUGUGUGUGUGAGUGCUUGAGAGAGAGAGAUUCUUGAGUACAUAUCAUUGUACACUUACUUAUAAGCUGCCAGCUGUUGCCUGGCUUCUCUUGUUUAGGAAGCUUUUUAUGCAAGGUGGAGUAUUUCAGUCUAGGAUGAAAAGCCUUUUAAUGUGAUGAACAUGUGAAAGGAUUUCAGAAGUAGCUGGUGCCAGGAAAUAAUGGCCAUAGUGAUAGAAAGGUAAUGUCAAAGCUUUGCUGAUAAGUGAUGAUAGUUGCAUGUGUUGGUCUCUUAGGGACUGAGCUGAAGAUAGGCCAAUACUUCAACUGCCUUAUUGAAGAAGUAAAGAAUGGUGGGCGGAUAAUCCGCAUGGCCAUUGAUCAGUCGGAGGUUGCUGCAGCUAUUGCCACAGAAGAACAAAACUGGUCCCUUGGCAAUUUGCUACCUGGGCUGGUGGUGAAAGCCCAGAUUCAGGAGGUAAGCUGUUUUUUACGAAUUAAUGUACUAAUCUUAUUUUAUUCUCUCUUGGAAAAGUACAGUGAAAUUAAUAAAUUCUCUAACACAUCUGCAUUUUAAACAGAAGAUGCAUCCGCUUUUUCACAACUUUGAAUUGUUCCAGUCUGACUACUGAGGUUGGUUAAAAUAUAAGGAUAAUUGCAAAUGUAGAGGCUUUUUGUUGGAAACAUCUAUGACCCUGUGUCUGAACCAUAUGAGGUUUUUGGUUUGUUUUUUCUUCUAGCUUAACCUAGAUUUUUAAAAAUCUCUAUAGGGUGAUAUUCAACAUUAGCCCUACCCCAUUGAAGUUAAUGGACAUGACUUAGGUUCAUUAAUUUCAAUGUGUCUACUCUGAGAAGGACUUGGUUGAUUACCACCCUAAAAUGUUAUUAAAUCUAGUGAUUUACAGCACUAGAAGACAUAAUUUGGAGCCGCUAGCAAAAGAAUAAUUAAUAUUGUAUACGUAUAAGAAUAUAAUACAUAUAAACCAUAAAACACAUUUACAUUUCAUGACAGCCACAUUAGAACUCAAUAUUCAUUUAAUAUUCAGAUCUGUCAGAGAAAUUCUGUUUAAUUUUACAUCUUGCAGCGCAAUUUUUGUUUCCUUUUGAAAAUUUCCAGGUGACUCCUUUUGGAAUUUCUCUCAGUUUUCUGUCUUCCUUCUCUGGACUUGUGGACUACAUGCAUAUGACUUCUACAAAAACAAGAAACUACUCACCAGGUCAGACGGUAAGUGAUUUUAUAGCAAGGCUUAAAUUGUGUUAAGGUGGUGCUGCAGGACUUGGUUAAGAUAUGAAUUGAACAAGUGCAUCUCUCUAUGGUUUCGCCAUAGUCAUGGAGGCUAGAAUGUUUAAGAGAAGUAAAGUACCAUUCUCAGCACAUUCCCUAUUUUUCCUACAAACUUAACAUCUCCCCCCCCCCCCUUUGUGUUUUCCCCUCCAGGUGAAAGCAUGCAUUCUCUUCAACAAUCCUACCUCCAAGGCAAUACGUCUAUCUCUGCGCCCAGUUUUCCUCCAGCCUGGCACUCAACUUGGCAAGCUGUCUAGUGAUCAGAUUGGCAGGGUAGUUCCAGACUCCACAGUUGAGACCUUUCUCAAAAAGACUGGUGCCAUCUUCAAGCUGGAUGGUGGCUGCCUAGCUUUUGCACAUGUAAGUAACUCGAUGCUGAUUGCACCUUGUAGGAAGGUAGACCCUUUCAACCAUCAUGGCUGAUGUUUGGAGAGCAGUACAUCAGCAUUUUGCCCGUUUCCGAUUCAAUACAUAGAUGUGUCUUGGCAUCUGUUUGUGAAUGUGUUAUAUGAUGUCUUAAUUUGUCCUGGAGAAGAGCCCAGAGUCUGAAGGUAGCAAAGAGCUUUUCUAGAUUCCUUUGUUGUUUGCUCACCCUUGUUAGAUGCAAUCAUAACCUCUGUGGUUACAUUGUGAUCAUAACCUCUGUUGUCACAUUGUAAUUCAUAUUGGAAGGUAGAAUCAGAUAGAUGCAGAAACUAGGCUUUGCUUUGCUUUCUAGAUUACAGCAGGGUUAAUCUUAAACUAGAAAACUGUCUGGAUUUAUAAUUUAAUCUUCAUUUUCUGCACUAUCUUUAUACCUCUUUCAGAUAAAACAUCUUUCAGAUACUGCCAAAUCUUUCAAACCUGCAGCAUUCAAGCCUGGAAGCAAACAUAAAUGCCGAAUUAUUGAGUACAGCCCAAUGGAUGAUGUGGUGGUGGUGUCUCUCAAACAGUAAGCUUUGGAGUGCAAUUUGAGUGAACCAAUCUGUGACGUGUCUUUAUAUACUCAUGUUUCAAGCAUAUCUCCAUGUCUUAAAUUCUAUGCAUAGAUGGAACUUCCUUAUGCCUAACAGAUAAUCAGUACAUUUCAGUUGGGACAUAAGUCCCAUUGCUUUCAGAACAACUGAGAUGGCUACAUUAUGCACACCUGUGCAGUGGAUUGCAUUUGCACAUUUUAAAAAUUGGUUCCAUAGGUAUCCAAACUUUCUGCCUUCAGGUGAUGUUUUGCUACUUAAGUUACAAAUGAAAUUCUGUUGAGGUCCUUUCUAGCAUCUGAUGAAUUUCUGUCCAGGCACAGCCAUUAACCCACCCCAUGUACACCAAGACCACACCAAGGCUAGAUCAUGGCACACAAUGUGAAUGAUAUUUAGCCCAAUGAUAUCCUACCUCAUUUAGAUCAUAUAUACCAAGUUUCAUACUGACAGCACAGAUAUAAAGAGAGCCAGUAUGGUAUACAGUGGCAGGACAGGAACGUAGGAGACCAGGGUUCAUAUCUCCACUUGGUCAUGAAGCUCACUUGGUGACCUGUUUAGAAGGGCAGGAGGAAGAAUUGGAGGUGGGGGAGAAUCAGUUCUCUUUACUCUUUCAUCUGUUUCUCUUCCACCACACAGAUCAAUUUUCACUUCCCUUCUUUUUGUUUGCAGACACAUUAUUGAGGCUCCAUUCCUGAGAUACCAUGAUAUUCAUCCUGGACAGGUGGUGGAAGUAAGUUCAAGGAGAGAAAAAAAUGUCCUUGGAAUCUUGUUUAUCUUGCUGAACAAACCUGAGGCGAGGGCUUUGGUCCAAUUUUGUCCUUGUGUGCUAACUUGUGUGCUUAAUGCAUCUUUGAACCUAAAUCCUGCUGUGUGACAUUAAUGGAACACUAUUAAUUUCACUGUAGCCUAGCAAAGCCGUUGCAUUAGUUGUACAGAAAUCAGUCUGGUUUCUGCUACAUUUCACAAAGUUACGUGCAGUGGAUUUGCCUAUCUUUUAGUCUGUGUAAUCAUGCUUUGUUUAGAUACUUAUAUGCUGAUUUUUAGGCAAACCUUGCCAGGCAGUCUACAUAAAAAGAUUUAAAUAAUGAGCAUCAAUUAAACUGUAUGAUAAAACAAUAAACAUGAGCUUCAAGGGGAAAUGUAAUUAUUGAAAGCUAGAUCUCUCUUCCCUUCAAAAUGGUUCUUAAGUAACACUGUAGUAGCAGCUGAGGUGAGAGGGACACUUAGGGGCUGGGGUAGCCAAUGUGAUGCCCUCCAGAUGGCUGCCCAAUUUAUAUCCCAACCUUCCCCCCAAAUGAGUUGUUGGACUGCAGCUCCCAUCACCUCUGACUGUUUGUCACGCUGGCUGAGGCUGAUGGGAGUUGGAGUCAAACAUUUGGAAUGCCCCACAUUCACUACCUCAAAGUUAGAUGGAGGGCAUCUCCUCUUUCUGUACUAGUUUUUCUUGUUUUCUGAUCCCUCGUUCUUUUGGACUUUAGGGCACGGUGUUAGCUCUGAAGCCCUUUGGCAUGCAAGUAAAGGUGACUGAGCACAUCAAGGGCCUGGUUCCCCAACUGCAUCUGGCAGAUGUGCUUCUGAAACAGCCAGAGAAGAAAUACAGUGUGGGAAGCACUGUCCGGUGUCGGGUAAGAACUCUCUGUAAGGGACCGCUUUGCCCUGAUUUAUCGAUUUCUCUAGCAAGGAGAGACCAAGGGGGCUUUCUCCAUGCAAUAAUCUGCCUUUAUAAUGAGAGCUGCUGUGGUUCUGUGGGUAACAUUAGGUUGGAUGUGCAAAACCUAGGUUCAGAAUCCCUCUCAGCCAUUGUGUUUACUGUGUUAUCCUUGGAUUAGUUACUAUCUCUCAAUCUAGUUUAUGCAGAGUUGUAGUGAAUCUAAAAUGGGGACAAUGACAUGUGUUCUUAAUUUCUAAUAUUUCUAUUUUACCUACUCAGAAGUCAGGCUCGCUGAGUUCUGUGGGACUUGCUGGCAGGUGUGUAGGAUUACAGCCCCACAGGAUGAGAUGUAGACAGUGUUUCCGUCUAGGCAGGAGUUUGCGGCAGAAUUCUGGGGCCCCACUCAGCAAAAUGAGCAGGAGAGGCCCCCAAUUCAGUUAAGCUGGCUUGCUACGUAUUUAACAAAGUGAAGUAAUAAACAUUACCAAUUAAAGAGAGGAUCCCACAGUAGGACCUUUAAGAGUCUAAAAUUACAAUCCUUUCUUCCUUUGCACUGACUUCAGCACUGACGUCCUUGACUUUAGCACAGACUGCAAGCCCUGCUUUUGGUAGGCAACUUCUGAGUGCAACUUCUUCCAGCAGGGCUUGAAGUCUGCACCAAUCAGAUGAUUGCUGCUAACUUUAGAAGGGAUUGGCUCCACUUGGUAUUUUAAAGGUGCUGAAUGCAAGCCCUGCUUGCCUCGGAACAGCUGAGAGCACACUUUAAGGCUCUGAAUUACUCCUUUACAAAUAUGUCUUUACCCUUCCCACAUCUGAUAUCAUCUGACAUCAAGUGUUGGGCAGGUGGGUGUGCCUUGGGAAAAUGACAUUGUCAGCCACAUUAGGACCCAUGUAGUGGCCUAUUUAGCUUGCAGAUCAGAGAUUCCCCAUGCUUAUUUUGAAUAGUUAAAGAAGUGUUAUUUAGGUCCUGUUACAGGAUGAGCUCUGUCUCUGACAGCUACCUCCUAACCUUUUGUAGCCCUUAUUUUUCUAAGCUGAUGGGUUGUACAAGCUGUAUUAGGACUGAUCCCGUGAGUUCCAAGCUGACAUUUUGGACAUUCCUUCAUUUUGGUUCAAUUGUAGUUUCCUGCCAGUUGGCAUACAUAAUUCCAGUUUCUUCUUCUCCUCCAGGUGCUUUCCUGCAAUCCUGAAGCAAGGAAACUCGCUCUGACGCUUAAGAGAACACUUGUCAAUUCCAAACUCCCUGCCCUUUCCAGUUACGAAGAUGCAAAGCCAGGCUUGAUCACCCAUGGUUUUGUUGCCUGUGCUAGGGAGUUUGGCUGCAUUGUGAAAUUCUACAACGACAUAAAGGGCCUUGUCCCCAAAAAUGAGCUCGGCGGGGCACCUUCAAUUGUUCCUCAAGAAACAUUUUACGCAGGCCAGGUAAAAGCUGGGUAAAAGUAAAAAAGUCUGAUUGUCCUUGAUAUAAUUUUUUUAGUUAAUAGCUGUGCACAUUUGCAUAACAGAUUUGCAUAACAUCUUUAAUGCACAUACAUUUGUUUAGUGAUAGAACAUGAAUGGCAGAUUAUUGUUACUGAAUUCGCAGGACCCUUGAUAUGCUUAUGUAGUAGGACAUAGCAAUGGUCUCUCUUCCUCUCUCGAAAAACAUUUAAAUAAAAGUUUUUGAACUACUAGUAAAAUGACUUACAUUUGUUACUUUAACACAGAGAGAUGCAUAAAGCCAGUGGAAAGUUACAGAACAGUAGAGGGAUAUCUGGGGACACAUUCAGGUGGUCCUGUUUUUGAAGUGUGAGAGUGAACAUGCCUGCAAUAUGAAGAUUCUUUUGUUUUGCCAAUCAGGUGGUCAAAGUGAUUGUCUUAAAAUGUGAGCCUGAGCAGGAGAGACUGCUGCUGUCAUUCAAGCUGACAAAUGAAGCACAAGCUGAGGAUGGUGGAGAAAAAAAGACUUCAAAGAAGCGAGAAGUAACAUACGAAACCGGACGGGUAAUUUAUUCUAAAAGAUGUCCCUUCCCUUUCCCUGUUGACAUUCCCCUGAGGAUGCUAGGAGCAAAGACAGGAAUUUAUGAUAUUUCUAACUUGGGUUUUAUUUCAUACAAAAUGAUCAGAUUAUCAGAUCAUAUAUCUUAAGAAGGACUGUGCUAUGGGGUCCCAAUUAUAGUACUACUUCAUGCAAACAUGGAGCAUUUCUGUUGGAUUUAAACCAUUUAUUCUAACUUGAAGUGUUCUGCACAUCAGAAUAAAUGCUCGAUCUGGUUGGUCUAGAUUUAAAUUUAAACAUAAAUUAUUAUCUUCACUUAGAACUCCCCUCCCGUGUUCAUCAGUAUACCAACACUUUAUAUUGUUUCAUUGAUAAUCUAAGUAAAAAUGACUAUUGCACUUACUUAAUCUAAGCACAACCAGAAGGGCAGCUGAUUAGGCAUUUAGCGAUGCGAUGAUGAAUGUUAUCUGUCAACUAUAUUCUAUCCUGUUCCCCACCUCCUUUUAAAAAAGAAAUUCACAAACCAAGAACUUAUACAAUGACCAUUAAUAAUGAACUAUUUGUUAUAGAUAUCGCUGCAGAUUUAUUAUGCUAUUUUUGUUAUAUUCAAAGAAGAACUGGUUUAUUUAUUUAUAUUGAUUAUUAUUCCUAUGAUCCUUGUUUAUAAAACCCAAUAAAAAGUUAUUACAAAAAAUAAAAAAUGCUCCUAGACUUUAACUUUGAUUGUUGAGAUUAUUUCUUUCUUUUAUCUUUUAAGUUGCUUGCAUUUUGAGAAACCUUGUUAUCCUGGGAAUAUUGCAUUUUAGGUGGUGGUCUUCCACGUAUUAAAAAAGUGUUGCCUUUUUUCUCUUGCUCAGAUUGUUGAUGUAAAAAUUCUGAGGAAAAAAGAAGAUGGCCUUGAAGUUACAAUCUUGCCGGACAAUGUUUUUGCCUACCUUUCCACAAAUCAUCUCUCUGACUAUGUGUCUAAUAGCAAGUUGUGGUGGUCCUGCCUUAAAGCAGAUGAUAUUCUCCACAGAGUGUUAUGCCUCCAUGACAAGGGAGGUCAUGUUGUAUCCUUGUAAAGUCCAGCCAAGCUUGGUGAAAUCAUUUAGCCAUUUUAUGUUGUACAACAGCAUUAACUUGCAUUGCAUUGCAUUGCAUAUAUUGUCUCUCAGACAAGUGACCUUCAAAGAUUCUGUGUCAGUUUUACCUCUCUGUGUCUAUGCAGUCUGAAGGAAAGAAAUUGUCUUAGAAGAUUUUUUAGUUGGAGGGAGAGUAGAGGUGAGCAAAGGUUUUUGUAGCCUUUAUUAUCUUCACCACCUUGGUUUUUGGAUGAAGCAAUUAUUCCCUUUGCUUUCUUCAGUUUUUUUUUUUUUAAAUGGCUGCCUGCGAGUUGGGAUGCCGUGGAAUCUUGUUGCUGACAGAACGUUUUAUUCCCCCCCCCUGCAGAAUCUGAAUGGAAUCAGGAGGUUGGUUGCAACAUGAUCUUACUUUUUGGCACAAUUAUGUCCUACAUCCCCUGUGUUAUAACAGUCUGCCUACCUCCCCCUUUAUGUUGAUAGGCUUUGGUGAAAUGCUUGUUUUGUGGCUGCCAAAUAAAACCAAACUACCAGUACGCUUCUUCUCCCCAAUUUUAUUCCUUGACCCAUUGUUUAGACCCUGAGCAGAAAGCCAUCGGUUAUUUCAGCAAUUGAGGAGGAACGGGUGGUGAAGAGCUUUUCAGACAUCCAGCCUGGAUUGCUGCUGACUGGCUUUGUGAGAAACGUCAUGCCUUAUGGUGUGUUUGUGGAGUUUCCAUAUGGUCUGACAGGGCUGGCACCCAAGUCGGUAAGGCAUGUUGCAUUGUCCCUACUAAAAUAGGUUUAUUCGCAGAUGUUGGGGAAGAGGUGCUUUCUAGUUGAAAUAAUCUCUUAGGCUGCACUACUCAAGGAUAAAAAUUCCUGCUGAGAGGAGUUCUCUAGAUGGAUUUGGAAGUAAGGGCACAAAAUAAUAGGAAUUUCCUGCUUGCAAGUGGUGUGAGAGAAGCUGUUUCCUAGUGGUAUGUUUUGAAAUGCAGGCACUCAAGAUGGUCCCCAUCCAUAGGCAAAGGUAAAGGAUCCCUUGGAUGGUUAAGUCCAGUCAAAGGUGACUACGGGGUACAGCGCUCAUCUCGCUUCAGGCCGAGGGAGCCUGCAUUGCUCCGCAGACAGCUUUCCGGGUCAUGUGACCAGCAUGACUAAACCGCUUCUGGCACAACCAUCCAUAGCCAUGCCCCCAAAGAGCAUUCAAGCACUUGUGCUGAUCCAUAUAUACACUUGUCGCAUUCCCCAAAGAGCAGUAGUACAUGGCACAAUUCCCAAUUUAUUAGCAUCAGCUGACUGUCAAAGAAUAGAGGUUUAUAGAACAAAUUCGACUUUUAAAACACAUUGAACGUUAUCCAAAGAUCUUCAGCUAGCUGAAAAUGCAACCUUUGGUCUUUACUUAGAAAGGCAAACAAUCUAGCGAUGAAAUGUUAAUUAGACUGCUAGCAUGAGUAGCUAAUAGAGCUGUCUCUAACUCAGCCUAGGUAAAAGGUUUCUUGUCUGGAACUGUUUUGAUUGCAUUCCUUCCUUUCUGGAAGUCUUGAGGCUGGUGGUGUUGAUAGCUCUCUUGCAAAGGCACUCUUAAGGAACAGUAUUAAUUGGUUCUUAUCUCCUAAUUGCUAUAGGCAAUGAGUGACAAGUUUGUGACAGACACCAAAGACCAUUAUGUGGUAGGUCAGACUGUAGUUGCCAAAGUGACCAGCAUUGACGAGGAGAAGCAACGCAUCCUGCUGUCCCUGAAGGUGUCUGAGUGCUCCUCCGAGGAUUCUGUUUCUGAGAGCUUCUGUUUACUGCACAAAUACUUUAAGGAGCUGCAGGAGAUCAAGAGUAUCACGAGUGGAAGAGGUAAAGGCUGUCAUGUUGAUAAAAGAUGGCCCAUGGAAACCUUGUGUUGGCCACAUACACACAGUGGAUGCAUGUGAGCGUCCUGAUUUUGGGGCACAAGCUUGGAGCACCUUUUCUCAACAUUUUGUCUGAAAUCAGGAGGCCUAGGAACUUUUCAAACUUUUAUUUAAAGAGAGGUUCAAAGAUUCAGUUUCAGGUAAAACAUCUAGUCACUCGGGGUGGUUUUCUGCUAUAUGUGAUUGCCAAGUGGGUUUUGCUUAACUUGCAGUUGGAGAAAGAUUACAUUUCUUUGACUGGCACUUUGUUUCUGGGUGACUGGCUCAUUUGCUAUGAGCUUAAAAGACCCCAUUUUUUCCUUCCAUUUUCAUAUUGACUUAAAGAUACAGCAAGAAAGUUACUUUCAGGCACCAGAGCAUAAUUCCUCAAAAUAAGGGAAUCCACUCAUUUUUAAUAGUUAAUCCUUCUUAUACUUACUCUGACUUUCUAUAGUUCAGCGAUGAAACAUCAAGCUGCAAAUGGGACUUUGUUCUUUCUUUAUCCUCAGAUGAUGUCGGUGUGGUUCAAAAAGUCUGUGAAUUAAAACCUGGGCAGAAGCUGAUGCUGACGGCUCGCAAAGUCAACACUGAUGGUUCAGCACUAUUUGAUAGCACCUCUGUUUCUGGCUUGACUAUAAUGGCUACUCAUAGUCACCUUGGAGGUAGAACAUACUUUGUGGUCUUUUCCCCCCUUGUCUGCUUUGUCCUGAUGUACUAUAUUUUGCUCUUUGGGUUGGAAAAAAAUAAUUGAUUGCAAAGCGUGGAGUCUUUUUUAACAGUCUUAGCAGCAGAAAUGUAUCUGAGACCUGAGUGAAUUCUUAGUUUUUCUCUUGACUCAGCUAUCAGUGAUGUAAUGUAAAUAAAUAGUGUCUCUUACUGAAGUACUGAAAUGCAGUUGCUUCAUUUUGCCCUAGUUAUAUCAAGCAAUAAUCUUAUGGUGCGUGUUUGUUUGUUUUUAAAGGCAAAAAUAUUGUCCAGGGUGAAAAAACAAGAGCUGUGGUUCUCUGCCUUGAUUCCCUAGAAUCAAAGGUCUAUGUGUCGCUUAGAGAGGAGUUGCUGUCCCCCAAGCCUAAGAAGGUAUGAUUAGCCUGAAUUGGCUUUUAUGCUGGAUACUAACCUGUGUAGCUGGUUAAUAACAGAGUCAUAGAAGAGAGGUUCAUAGAAUACCAUAGAGAUGAGCAACAUAUGAAGAGAUUUCAAUGGAAUAACUAAGCCAGGCGGGGUUGACCCACCCGCCAGAGAGCUGUUUUUGCUUCCUAGUCAAAUUUUUCUGCCUCCAGCAGCAGCAAAGAGAAAGUCAAAGUAGACACAGUGUGGGGAGGAGAGAUAUCUGUGUGCAUCCUGUGUGUCUGUACAAGAGUGAUCUACAGCCAUGAUUACCACUUGCAUAUGGCCCCUGGAGGACUGGGCAAAGGUGAAUGCAGUCCUUGGGACCAAAACAAUUGGUUAGCUUAUAUUCAAAUGUCAAGGGGCCAUAAUGAGGAGGAGGGAGCAGCUUUCCCUUCCUGUGUCCUAGAAGGAAUAACUGGGUUUAAGCUGCAACUUCUUCAAUAUUAUUUGAUCCUUAGGAAAAACUGAUCACCUGUUAGGCACACAUCUGAGAAAACCCCAGGGAGUGUUGGCAUUUUCUGCUUUUGCCUAAGAAUUCAGCUGGGGCCUAAAAACGAAAAAAUGUUGUGUCCUGAGAAUUUCCUGGAAAUUCCCUGGAAAGUGCAUUGCUGGAGUUUUUCUGAUGAGGGUAAAACAUCUGUCAGGAAUGCUUUUAAAUAAUCGAUUUAAGCCUUGGGCCAAAAUGGCUGCUGAAGUCUGUACCAGGUUUUGUGUGUGUGAGAGUGAGUGACUUUCUCUGGAUGUUAUUUCUGUGUUUUUCAGUUAAAACAGAACUCUCAGCACCAAGCCAUCGUGCAGCAUGUGGCUACAGAGCAUGCAGUUGUUUCAUUGGUAGGAAAUGGUCAGCUGGUUGCCAUACCUGUGGCUUCCCACUUCAAUGACACUUUCCGCUUUGAUUCUGAAAAACUGAAAGUGGGACAGUCGGUCCUAGUGGUUCUGAAAACUCUCCAGCCAGGUGACUGUGGGCUCUUACUUGCUGUUCAAGAUCAGAAGAAGAGAAAGGCUGUAAUCAGGUCACGGCGUGAAUCUGAAACACUUGGGGAAACCUCAGCCAUUGUGAAUCACUCGCUGUGCUUGGGAGAUGUGGUCAAAGGAACUGUCAAGUCAAUCAAGCCUACUCAUGUCCUAGUGGCAAUUAAUGAUCAGCUGAUCGGCUCCAUUCAUGCAUCCCAGAUCCUGGAUAAAGUUUCCAUAGGCACCUUUCCAACAUCAGUGCUAAGAGUUGGGCAGCAGUUGACUGCUCGGGUGAUUGGGGGCAAAGACAUUAAAAAUCACAGGUAAGAUCCCCCCAAGCUUCUGAGUGCCUUUUCUGAGUUUUAGCCAAUUAUUAAAUUUUAGUUCAAUGUUCUAGCAGGCACAGAACUUUCCAGAUCUGUGUCCUAAGUGCAAGUGUUGUCCUCAUGCAUUUAUUGCCCUGUUACUAAUUUUCAGUCCAAGUCAGGGAAUUAAAGCAUAGUCACUUGGCUCUCUUCCUACCUGGAUAUAGACCCAUUUCCAUCUACAGCUGACGAGGAGGCAACUUGCAAUUCUCUGUUGGAGAGAGGUUACCCAGAGUGGGUUUUCUCCUCCCACUCACUCUAGAAGCAGGACUUAUGCAAAUUAAGGAAACACUCACUUUUGUGUGGAAAAGACUCCUUCCAGUUUUAGUCCUGCAUGCUCAGAGAGUGAUUAUUUCCCCCACUAGAGCAGAUAAAGAGGGAACUUUGAAAAACUAUCAAAUGCUGAAGGGCCACUUACAACUGGAGUAAGGAUGAUGUGCUAAUCUGCUCUUAAUUUUUAGGUAUUUGCCCAUCACCCAUCCCCAUUUUACCCGUACCUGCCCAGAGCUCAGCAUCCGACCAAGGUAAGAUAGCCUUUAGAUACUUUGUUUGAUGAGGUUUUACAACAUGUUAAAUGCUAACAGAUACACCUAUCCAAGCGUCUCCUGGUCUGAAUGUUAGUCAGUGACAGAGUAGGGGUUCUCUACAUAAAAUUCUGCAUCUUGGAACAUAUUGCACAAAUAUGUUAGACAAUUUGCUUAAUUUUAAUGAUUCUGGCAUUUAAUAAUAAUAAUAAUAAUAAUAAUAAUAAUAAUAAUAAUAUAAAUUAAAUAAAUAAAUAAACCCCACCCAUCCAGCUGGGUUUCCCCAGCACUCUAGGUGGCUCCCAACAGAUUAAAAGCCGAAUAAAACAUUCAAAUCUUGAAGACAAAAGAAGUUCUUGGUGGGUGCUAGGAUUGUAGUAUACAUUGAGGGGAGGCAGCCUGGAGUUUUACAGAUAGGAAAUAUUGGAUUGGUUGGCAAAUGCUUGGACCUAGAAAUAUUGGAAGGGAGCAGGGAGUGGAUCUCAAGCUGUUCGCCCUCUAAGGAUACAUGGAUCUAUAGAGACUGCCUAGAACAUGUCUGGUGAUCAAGCUAUUUUAGAAUGAUGGCUUUAAUUUUAAGUUGCUCCUCUUUUUUCCAGAUAAGAUAGUAGGCAGUUCCCACCACUUUCCCCUCUCUAUCUUCAACCCCCCAACCAUAUCCCACACCAUUCCCAAGGGUCCUCCAAUGCCCACAAGCAAUUUCCUUGGGGUGGGAGUUCAUUGAGCUGCAGUAGGAGACAUGCAAAAACUUGUUCUGUGAACUCUCUUUUACUCAGAGCCAAUUCAUUUUAAAUCAUGGGAAAUGUCUGUAGAUCUCCAGCAUCCUUGUUGAGAAUUUACCAGUCCUGUAAUAGACAUCCUGGUAUGUGUCUUGUGCACUAUGUCCCUUGCUUUUGAUUGCCAACCUAAAAUUGGGAGUCCUGUAUUCUACAUGAGCUUGGAUAGGAGAUACUUUGAUCAGGGACAGGGGAAAUAAUGACAUGUCAAAGCAAAGAAGCUAAGGGCAUAACUGGUGUGUGUGUGUGUGCGCUAUUGGGCUGUUGUUUUUAUUUUUAUUAUGUAUUUUGUGAUUUUAUAUCUUGAUUUUAUUCUGUGAACCGCCCUGGGACCCCUGGGUAUAGGGCGGUAUAUAAAUUCAAUAAAUAAAUAUAAAUAAAUAAAUCUCCACUUACAAUCAGUGAGCUGUCUGGAGAAAGCAAAACUGCCCUGGGUCCAGAAGAUGGCAAUCCGGAAGAAAUACUGAAACCCUUUAAGCCUGGGCAGACGGUGACAUGCUUUGUUAAGAAGGUGAGGCCUAAGACUUCUCUACCUUUGCGUGGCAAGGGUUUUCCCCUCCCCCUUCAUUUUAAAAAGUUGGGCCAGUCUUCACUGUAGAUUUGGGAAGCAUGACAUGCUUCAGAAUACUAUGGGUUGAUGCAAUUUCCCAAUGGGGUAUAGUGUCCAAAAUGUGUGGUUGUAUGUGUGUCCAUAAGCUCUUGUUUCACUUGGCUUGGGGGGGUUGAUGUGGAAAUUCUGGAAUAAUUUAUAGGAUCUAUUACCAGGGAAUGCAUGGUAAAAACUGGACUCUCUUUUCUAGUGAAGAGUUUUUUUAUUUUCUCCUGUUUGCUUCUAUUCUUAGUACGCUGCAGCAAAUAAAUGGCUGGAGGUGGAGGUCACCCCUAACAUUAGAGGGAGAGUUCAACAGCUGCUACUUUCCCUUCGACCCACGGUAAGUAAUUGCCAAGGAAUGAAGGGCACAGGACUCUUGCAGGAAGCUACGCUCAAUAACAUGAAAAUCUGCAGUAAAGAAACAGAAGCAUUAAAAUGUUAGAAAUGUGUUGUUCUGGCUAUUACCAGAGACACAGCCAUGUUAGUCAAACAAAGUCUGAUAGCAUUUUUUAAAAGGCUAACCAAUUUAUUAUGACAUAACCUCUAUAUGCCAUAAUAAAUUUGUUAGUCUUUACAAAGCCAAAAGGAUACAUCCUUGGGAUUGUUAUUUUUUGUCCAAGUUAAGCUUUAAGAAUUCUACAGCCACAUAAAAGCCUAUUUACAUAGUCAAUAGCAGUCACAGCAAGGGUUGCUUCUUUCAGGAUAAGAGGAGUACAAGGCUUUUUUUGUUCAGAUUUUCACUGGAAAGGUGUAGGAAAUGUUCUGGUCUCUCUCAGGGCAUUUCCCAAAUAAGUACACAAUUUGAAACCUUAACUAUUUCAAAAUGGUUUUUAUGAAGAGCUAAACACUAGCCCAGUUUCCCCCCCCCCAUGCAUCACCACUGUGGGGAAUUCUUCACAGGCACAAUUAAGUGGUUGGAUGAUGGUAAUGAUCAGGUCAUUCUCUCACAACAGGUCUUAAAACACGCAGGGAAACACUUCAGAAAUGGACAAGCUUUGGCUGCGACGGUGACCGGCUCUGAUGUCACUGAAACUAAGCUCCACCUGUCACUUACAGGUAUGAUGAGAAGAGAGUGCCACAACAUUAAGAUCCCAGAAAGAGACAGCCAAUGACGGUCACCCUCCAUCUAGUCAUCAGAGGCUUAUAAACCCAAUUCUAUAUGCUCACAAUAACUCUGAUCCUGUAGUUCCUUGUAUGUGAAAAGCUUCAGAUGUGUCAUGGAAUUCUUGAGCAUGAAAGGGCUUUCCAUUUACUCCAGUGUUGUCUCUCUCUCACACACACAGCCCCAUGUUCUUAUCCACAUUGUACGCAUGUAAAUACCUCUGUGGCAUUGGAGCUCCAUACACGUUAAUAUGCUUGCAGAAAGCGGGGCCAGGAUGUAUGCCAGUCAAAGUGAAUGGAUGAGUAAUCAUUUUGUAGCUCUUGAUGAUGAUGCCUUUAGUAGUAGGGGCUUGUUUACGUCAUGAAAGUGGCACAACUAGAGGAUGAGCAACCAAAUGCUGAGCAGUGGCUGUUGGUCAUAGGACUUACCUUUAUACCAAGUCAGACCAACUGUCCAUUUAGCUCAGCAUCGUCUACAUGGACUGGCAGUGGCUCUCCAGGGUUUCAGGCAGCUGUACCUAAUGAUGCCAGAACUUGAACCUGAGACCGUCUGUGUGCAAAGCACUUGUUCUCUGCCACUGAACUACAACCCUUCCCAUGUUGGUUGGGAGCUACCUCCAGCGCUGGAGACAGUAUUCCUCCAGUUCCCAGCUGCUGGGAGAAACAAGCAAGAGAAUGUUGUUGUAUUCAUAUCCUGCUUGCAAGCUUCCCUUAGGCACCUGGCUCACCACUGUGGGGAAUGGGAUACUGGACUACAUAGAGGCUUUCAUCUGAUCUGACAAGGCUGCUCUUCUUGUUCUGUUUUUGUCUCUCCUGUUGUGGUUCUGACAAAGUUUGAAAGACAGUGUUUAUGUGCAAGGCAGCGAGAGUAUAUUUCCUUGUUACUAUUAGAAGUUGAAUUAUAGUCCUUCCCUGUGUGCCAGUAAAGUUCCUGGUGCAAUUUGUACUAGGGACUGGAUUAGGUCCUCCGUAUGUGGGAAUUGAUCGUAGAUGCACUUGGGGUUCAGGAUCCAGCCUGACAACCUUUAAGUGUACUGUAUAAGUAGGCCAUAGGGGAGUGGGGUAUUAUAAUAUCUGACUUGAUCUCUUUGAACCUCCUCACCCCUGAACAGGAGUUUACUCUCUGGAGAAAGGAACCAUCACGCUAGGCUAUGUGAGCAAGGUGAUUCCGCAUGUUGGCCUGAAUGUUGAGCUUCCCUUUGAAAGGAAGGGGAAAGUCAGCCUUUUCCACCUGAGUGAUUCAUAUGCUGAGCAGCCACUAGAAAUGUUCAGCAUUGGGAAAAUUGUCAGGUAAGAGUCUUAUGCAAAAUCAUGUCUGUAGACAAGCUGAGGGAAUUUUAUUUGACAGUCAUUUAACCCUAAAUCCUUCCUGGUCUAGAGCUUCAUUGGUUCUUUUAGAUCCUUAAUGCCUUCAUGAAGCCCAUGACCAAGAGCAGUUAUCACAUAACUAAUUUAAUCCCAAUAUUUUCUGUGGGGAGGGUCUUUUCGAAACGUUCAAAAGUUCCAUGUUUUCUUUUUCCUGCAUACAGGUGCUAUAUCCUUUCCAGUGAAGGUAAAAAAAUGGAAGUGUCCCUUCGACAAUCCAGGUAAGGAUCUACACUCUAAAUUUAGAUGGGGAGAAGAUUAAAUAAUAAUAAUGAUGAUAAUAAUUAAUAAUAGAAAAUACUCUAUAUCCUAUUGCACAGGUUUUCAAAAUUAGCAUAAAUUGCCCUGCUAUUUGGGACAUAGGAAGAGGGAACCUAACAUUUGGGCCUAAAGUGCAACUACAAAAUUUUGGAUGGAUUCUGCAAAGCAGAUAAAUGGAUUCUGCAAAGCAGAUAAAUAUGUGUCCUUUGAUUCGUUUGCUAAAGUUGCUUGCUGUUUUUGAGUUCUUGAAUUUUUUUUUUAGGAUACUGUGGUUUCUUGUUUGUUCUUGACUUUUUUGUUUCCAGUUCUUAAGAACAGGGGAAGUAAAGAAAUCCCACUAGGACUUCUACUUCGUUCAUUGCUUUCUAAGCUCUAAGCUUUUCGAGGGCAGCUAGAGCUCUACUUUUCUUUAUUAACAAAGUGGAGAUAGAAGUUGUCAGCAUUUCAAAACCCUCGCAUAUGUUGCAAUAGUUUCUGUACUAUGGAUAUGGAGAUCUUUUUACUAUAUUGUCAGGAUUUUCCGCUUUGCAGUCACCAGAAGUGUCCUUUCUAAUAAAGAAGCCUAUCCAGAAAUAGGGCAUUUCACUACUUCUCCAUUUUUGUUAUAGGAUAAAUCCCAAGAGUCAUUGUAAAGUGGAAGACCCUGAAAUCACAUCCCUCGAUGAUCUUCAGAAUGGUCAGCUUGUCAGAGGCUAUGUCAAAUCCAUCACUCCAUCAGGCAUCUUCUUUGGGUAAGUUUCCCUUGCUGACCAUAAAAAAGCGAAUUCCACGUUGUGAAUUUUUGUUGGAAGGGUGUCUAAAUAAAUUGUAGAGCAGUUUGGAGCCUAUAGUUCUAGAAGUCAGGAAUGGCCAGUUGUUCCAUCUCAGAGCAACUUUACCUAACCCUGAACAAUCUGAAUAAAUUUUAAUCAAUGAGGGGUGGGGUGGAGUUUGUCCACCAUUUCACUUAUAACAUUUUUCUUUUAAGAAAUAAAGCUGGUCUGCAAUAGGAGCAAAAUAAACCUGUGUUACUAUAUGCCACUAUCUUUUUUCCCCCUUGGCAGGUUGUCUGACUCGGUUGUGGGUCAAAUCCCACCACAAUUUAUCUCUCCUCUCUUCGUCUCGGAUCAUUCAUUGUGUGCAAAAUACAUACAUGCCGGCCAGUUUCUUACUGCCAAGGUUUUCAGGUAGGUGUGAUGUUUCCUAACAGAGGGGUGAAUCUGGGAUGGAAAAUAUUGCGGAGACACAUGAGGACAUUAUGGUUCACAGGACAACAGAGACCAGAGUUCAGAUAUCACAACAGUUGUGGGCUAACAGGUGGUAUUGGGGAAAGCAUUUCUAUAUUUUCCUCUGCUCGCUGUCUUAUGAAAUGGAAAUUAUAAUGACUACCAUAGAGUGCUGGUGUGAUGCUCAACAAGUUGAAUAAUGUUAAAGCCUGUGUUACUAUUAAGAAAGUACUGUGUAGAUUUAAUGUUUAUAGCAAUUCCUUAUCUCUCCUGCCACUUUCUUUCUGCCCCUUCUCUUUUACUCAUUCUGCAGUAUAAAUAAAGAAAAGAACCUUGCAGAGCUCUCUCUCCUUCCUGAAGACACUGGGAAGCCAAGCAUUAUCCCAGAGUCCCUGGAACUGCCAGUUGGUGAAAAGGACGUGCAGCCAAGAAAGCGAAAAAGGGGAAACUCUGAAAGUGAGCAGGUAUUUAUCCUGGAAAAGGGGGUUUUAACCCCACUGUUGAUGUGAACAGUUAUCCAACGAUGCAAACAAACUACACACACAAAAAUGUUAAUUUUUUUUUUUUAAUUAAGUUGCGCUACCUGAACUUUUUUUAGGAGGUUAAAGCACGAAAGAAGAAAACUCGUUGCCCUGAAGAUGAUGAUAGUGGUGUUGAGGUCUACUAUCGGGAAGAAGAGGAGGGAGAAGAGAAGAAGUGUGCAACAAAAUCUAAGGUAAAAGACUGCCUGGAGCAUUGUUCGUGCUUUGUGUGGGAUGCUUGCUGUGUGUGUUUCUAAAUAGAGGCUUUUUUCUUGAUUGUGUUUUCUGCAGGAAAAGAAAGUUCCAAGGCUGCAGGUUUCAGCCAGCUUUACAUGGGAGGAAGGCUUAAGUGUGCUGGAUACGACCAUGUUGAACCAGAGGGAGCAAAGCUCUGACAGCGAAGAAGACGACGAUGAUCUUACAGAGUCCACGGUAGAGUAUCUCAAUGUAUUUUGCUUUGCAUAGUGCUUGGUAUGCAAUCCUGUUUACUUAGGCCUCUUAAGAGAAGUACUAUCUUGCUGGCCUAGAAAGUACAAAGGCAGUGUUUUGCUUCUAAAAUUAGCCUAGCUCUAUGUCAGGAAUUAAUUUGUGCAAAAGGCCUUUUGUGUUUUAGGCUUGCAUCUGGGAUUCAUUGAUCACUUAUUUAGAUAUACCUUUGUCUAUAGAGACUAUCCGUAUAUAGUUCCUUUUCUCUAGAUGUGUUGCUCUGAAAAGAAUGUUUUUGUAUAUGCAGCUGAAUUUUGAGCCAUGCCCCUACUCGCAAAACUCUCUAUCCUUUUCAACUAAUUGGCUUCCUCUCCUGUCUUGGCCCUCUGUUUAAGACCAAGAAGCAGACAAAGAAAAAAAAAGAGCUCGAGAAGCAGAAGGCAGAGAAGGAACUUUCCAAACUUGAAGCUGCCCUGAUGGAUCCCAGCCGGCAACCUCAGACAGCCGACGACUUUGACCGAUUGCUCCUUGGCAACCCAGACAGCUCCAUCCUCUGGUUGCAGUACAUGGCUUUUCACCUUCAGGCUACGGAGAUAGAGAAAGCAAGAGCUGUGGCAGAAAGGGCACUCAAAACCAUCUCCUUUAGGUGAACUGCUUCCCCUUAUCAUCCAUUUUUAGCUUUUAGUUGAUGAGCUGCUAUUGCCCAUGCAUGCUUAGCUUGGCUUUAUCUUGUGGGAGGGGCACCUGCAGAACAAAGUGGACAGUUCUAUUACUUUCUCUCCCCUCCCUUCACAGACAUUGUCCAGUCAGAUCUCCUGCUUUCUCUUCCAGGAGGAUUUGUUGAGCAAAAGGCGAGCAUUGAGCCAUGUGUAGGUAGGGUGGUUAUUUGUGGUCCCUCUUUCUUUCAGAGAGGAGCAAGAGAAGCUGAAUGUGUGGGUUGCACUGCUGAACCUGGAGAACAUGUAUGGCACCGAGGAAGCUCUAAUGAAAGUCUUUGAAAGAGCCAUCCAGUACAACGAGCCUCUGAAGGUCUUCCAGCAGCUGGCAGACAUCUACAGUGGCUCUGAGAAAUAUAAGGUGAGGCUGGGUUUACAGUGUUGCCGAGAGAAAGAUCACUUCUGCUCACUGAGUCUGGCAGGGAAAUUGCUUGUUCAUUCUGUUUUUGGGAAGAGCCCACCGUGGUUGAUCCACCUGGAUCCUGCGCUUCCAUCUACCCUGUGGAUUUAUCAUGCUGUGGAUUUUUCCUUCAUUUUGGACAAGCAUCAGGCUGAUUUCCCUACAUUCCUCUUUUUCAUCUAAGCAGUACCACCACAUUGCCUCUUGCUCUAGCUUGUUGGCAGCAUAAUAUUCUCUGGGGCCCAUGAGUUGGGUUCUGUACUCCAAGAUACAUACAGUUGUGAAUAGCAUACAAAGGCAGGGGAGAACCACAGGAUUCAAAGUGUGUUUCCAUGGUUUGAACAAUCCUCUCUCCUCUGAUUUUUAUUUUCAGCAAGCUGAUGACUUGUACAACACAAUGCUGAAGCGCUUUCGUCAAGAAAAGUCUGUGUGGGUGAAGUACGCCACUUUUCUCCUGAAAAGAGGCUUGGUGGAGGCAGCUCAUAAGCUCCUCCCACGUGCACUGAAGUGCCUGCCAGUCAAAGAACGUAAGAACCACUUUGCUCUUCUUUCCUAUGAUUAGCAUCUAAAUGUCAUGUUGGUUAUUUAUGCAUUACACAGGUAAUAUCUAGGAAAUGCAGCAUGUGCUGUGAAUCUAAAAAUAUCCAUAGCCAUUGUUAGCAAAUUCUCUUUCAAUAAUUUUAUUGGUACUUUCCUUUUUUAAAAAAAACUUUUCAAAGUUAAUCAGUUAGGGAUUGGGGGGUGGAGCUUGUUCUGAUUGGGGAGAUUUCAAAGUUAAUAUAAAGGACUGUGUAUAUUCCUGGAUGCUGCAGUUUUACCAAUGGCUUGAGAAAUUCAGACAGGAUUUUCAUGGCCUAGAUUGAAUGCAAAAUACCCUUUUGCAUUGAUUGCAUAAUUUCAUUUCUUUCCCUCCCGAUGCACUGAAGCAAACCCAAACAAUAAAAAAAUUGCCAACACAAUGAACAAUGCACAUUUUAUGAAACACGGGGGCGGGUGUUUCAUAAUUUUAGCUUUGUUGCCUACUCUGGGAAUUUGGUAGCAUGGAACCCCAAUUCCUUGCUAAUAUUAUUGCCAAAGUAACUACAGCAUCCUUGAACUCUAAGCAGAGGCAGUGACGACUAGCCAGAAGAACACUUCUAAAAUGCACUUUUGCAGAUCUGGAUCUGAUAUCAAAGCUGGCACAGCUGGAGUUCCAGUUUGGUGAUCUGGAGUAUGGCAAGACCGUUUUUGAGAAUACCCUGAGCACCUACCCGAAGCGUACAGACAUCUGGUCAGUGUACAUAGACAUGAUGAUCAAACAUGGCAGCCAAAAGGAAGUACGGUGAGUACUAGUAUGGGAAAGUGGGCUGGUACUUCUGAACUUCCUAGGAAAUGAUGUAAAUACAACAUAAGGGAUGCUUCUUGGCCUUAAAUCCAGGGAAGCUGGGAAGCUUGAUUUCAUGUGAGCAAAUAUUUACAACUCUGAAAGGUGCCGCAGGAAGUGAAGCAUUAGGAACCUGUAUUAGGCCUGCUAUUUACUAGAGGAACCCAUUGGCUUUCUUUCUCAAUACUUUCCCUUCUCUCAGCCUGGAAGCUGAGAGUCUAGCAUGAGAACCUUCAUACUCAUAGGCCAUGAUUCCCAGUUUUCAGAAAAGGCACAAAAUGUAUGUAAAUUUUAAUUGCAAUCUGGUAAAAAAAUAUACUGCUCCAUAGCACAGAAAUUUAAAGAACUUGCUGGUAUGAAAACUGAGGUGUGGGGCAUGUGGCUUCAGAGCAACACCAUAUGAUUUUUGUUAACAGUCAUGGGAAUUGCAGAGAGCCUGUCCUUGAAGCAUGACUGAUUACACCUUUCUGCUCUCUCUUCCAAGUUUCUAGAAAUCUAUUUCCCUUUUCAGUAGCAAAACAGCCCUUAAAAGGCCCCAACACUACUUACUCUCUAACAAGAGAAGAAGCAAAGGAUUUGUGUCUCUUACCAAUUCUAGUAAAUCAGUUUUGCGUCAUAACAUCCUAGCUGAGUUUACAUGUAAUGGGAAUUCAUAGAACUCCACUAUGUGGGUGAGCCUUAGCUUGUUCUCUUAGCAGAAAACCAUAGUUUUCUGUUGAGCCCCGGUUGCUGCAGGCGUGCUCUUAGACUAGAAAUAUUCUCACUUCUCAGGCUAGGGGUCCCCUGCCAUGCUUGUAAAGAGCAACUGAGAUGUGCUUGACAUUUGACAGAGCAGGAUUUCUCAAUGAGGGUGAUAUACCCCUCCAAGCAUGUGUGUACUGAACACUGCAGGAAAACACACAAGUGAAACUUGUUCUAGUUUCAGAAGCUCUGUGACCAGAUCCUUGUAGAUGCUAGGAAUCUGAAAGCUCUGUGAUUGAACACAAUGUCUGAAUUUUCUGGAAACACAUGUGGUAGUCACUUCCUGUCUUCUAGGCAUCAUUUUGAUAAAGCGCUUAUGAUGGGCAAGAAAGAUUUGUACCCACAGGAUCAGCUAACUCCUAGGCCCAUGCUUUUUCUGUUGCUUGUUUGUUACCUGUUUGAUUGCAUAAUAAAAAAGAGUUUUCCUUGUUUUUGUUUUGCAGGGAUAUUUUUGACCGUGUAAUACACCUAAGCCUAGCAGCGAAGAAGAUGAAGUUUUUCUUUAAGCGCUAUCUGGAAUACGAGAAGAAGUAUGGCACAGCAGAAACAGUCCAGGCUGUGAAGGCAGCAGCACUGGAAUAUGUGGAAUCCAAGAGCAGUCUUGCUUGAGGGCUAACUUCUAGAGCAGUCAGGCUUUUUUUGUUCUCACUUGCAGUGCAAGAUGCAGCAGGGACAGAGAAGCAGACCAUAGCUGUAAGGAGGAGAGUGUUUCUGCCUGCUCCAUUUCCUGAUCUCAAAAGCAGAUUGGGUUAGCCUGGACCAAAUUACUAUGCUUUAUCGAGAACUGUGUGAGAGCAUAGUUUCUGUAGAUGUUUAUACCUAUUGAACCUUACAAAAACUUUUGAAUAUGAGAAUUAUAGUUGGAGCUUUAUUUAAAUUUAUUUUGGAGUAUAAAAAUAGCAGAAAGUCACCCACUACUUUGUGCUUUCUUGUUGCUCUGCUCAUUAAAUGAACCAGGGUUUUUUAAA
Molecule: messenger RNA, 28020 nt
Organism: Podarcis lilfordi (Lilford's wall lizard)
Lineage: Eukaryota; Metazoa; Chordata; Lepidosauria; Squamata; Lacertidae
Source: the annotation of a GenBank genome assembly